This is a messenger RNA of Cooperia oncophora, 759 nucleotides long. The record is from the annotation of a GenBank genome assembly. NCBI's taxonomy places the organism in Eukaryota, Metazoa, Nematoda, Chromadorea, Rhabditida, Trichostrongylidae.
AUGGCAGAAGAAGAAGCAGUACGAAAACGUCAUGAACGGGAAAAUCGAGAAAAGCAAAAGAAGGAGAAGUUUGAUAGCAGAGAGUCAGACAGGAAAGUUGAACUAGUAGGCUCACAGAAAACGGAAUCGUUCAACGAUUUGAAAUUCCAAGAACAUAAAGUGGAAAUCAAAUCAAAGCCGUCGGCUGAAUCUGCUGAGUCAAAAAGACGGAAGAAGGAGAAAAGUGAUCUGCACAUUGAUGAGGGCACAGCUCUCAAGGAAAUGAGUAAGCUCUAUCGUGACCUUCUGGAGAGAUUUGAAGAGCUUCGUCAGAAGCAGGAAGCUCAGAAAACGGAAUCGUUCAACGAUUUGAAAUUCCAAGAACAUAAAGUGGAAAUCAAAUCAAAGCCGUCGGCUGAAUCUGCUGAGUCAAAAAGACGGAAGAAGGAGAAAAGUGAUCUGCACAUUGAUGAGGGCACAGCUCUCAAGGAAAUGAGUAAGCUCUAUCGUGACCUUCUGGAGAGAUUUGAAGAGCUUCGUCAGAAGCAGGAAGCUCAGAUGAGCGCCGAAUCGGACAGCACCCGCCUACGUCGACUAGCUAGGAAGGAUCCGUCAGUUACAGAGGCUUUACACGAUGUCAUAGAAGCUAUCAAAAAAGCGAUUCAUGACUUCAAAACAUGUGCGAAUUUAGCCGGUGCAAUGCUGCCAAAUGCUACGCUACAUGAACGUGAACUUAGUCACAUACUGCUUGAACUUCAAUGUGCUUCCAUUCAUGAGUGA